AUGUGCUUUGCACCGCCCCGGAGGCGGAGAACAGGCAUAACGGCAGCAACAUCGUCUUUCAGCAGACGGCUGCCGGGGAAUAUGCCUGGGCCACCCUCCGUUUCUCCUUUUCGGCGCCGUGCGACGUCGAGUUACCACGCUCCACCGCGUGAGGUUGUGGAGGAGCAAACGCGGCGAUAUGCGGAGGACAUUCGCAGGCGACAGCCGCCGCCUGCUGGCAUUUCCAUUCCCGCAUCACACUCACCCCGUCGGGACUCUAAAGGUGGAAAAAAGAUAACCCCAGCGAAGGAACUGGGCGGCUUGCACUCACUACGCGGUCGCGUCAGGGUAAAGGAACAGAAUGGUGAUGCACUGAGGUCAUCGUCCCGUGAUGCCGGAAAAACGCUCAUGGAGGCUUCAAGAGGUCAGUGGACGCAUGGACAACUGGAUACGCCAGCUUUACCGUUCCCUUCUAAUGAUGCCGUCUUGCCAAAUCAAAGAAGUUAUUACAGUGAUAUGAACCACGAUCUUUAUUAUCAACAUCAGAAGAAACGGCGGCAGCGGCUUUCCGGUCUUCAUCGCCGCAGUGAUGCCUCUUUCAGGAUGGGUGACGAAGUCGGCGAGGAGUACGUGAGUAAUCCAUAUAUCCGUUCCGUGCUGCAAGGUUCGGAGCAGCGUUGGAAUUCACCAUCGUUGUUCCACGCCUCUUUUAGCCACCAAAGCCGCAGUCAGAGCCUUGACCAAUACUACACGGCAGCCUCACCAUAUCUUUCACGCCACGAUUUGAUGCGUGAGCAGAAAAGGGUAAUACACCGCAGUCCAAAUAAUGGAAAUUUACCAGCUUUCGUUGAAAACGUGGGAACAGACGACGCUGACAAAUCUAAUGGAGUGAAAAAAGAAAUAGAGCGAAUAUAUAAUAUCGACAGCGCAGGAGGAGGAAAUGAAUUAAACUCAACUUCAUUACAAUUGACACAUUUGCCGGCAUCGGCAUUUCCAUUGUCGCUGAGUGAGAAAAGUGAAAUGAAUAGUCGUGCGGGUCACUCUGGUGAGGCGUGUUCGGAGUACAUGCAGCCUCUGUGUAAAAAGCCGGGCAUGGACGAGAUUGCUGUGACUUUACCACACCGUGCCACUGAGGAGGCAGCAGUAGAAUCCGAAGCAUCGGACGCCAACAAAGUUAACCUGGCCUUCUUGUAUAGUAGCAUUGACGAAGACCCUCGGGCAUACCUUUACGCCUCACCGACAGGUAGUGCCACUCCAAGCAUGGGAAAAAGGCAUUGCCGUUCUGCACCCAUGGGGUUGGGGACGACUUCCUUGGUUGCGGAAGAUCAGCAAGAAGACAGCGCUUCUUUUUCCCAUUGUUGUGAUGAUGCCAACCGCGUGCAAGAAGCGCGUCUGACACUCAAACAUGGAGCGAAGCCCAACUUAAAGGAACCUGACGACAUCUUGCUUCGUCAGCGACAAAUGGAUUCAGUGAAAGAGCAGAAGUCUGUUGGUUCUCGUCUAUUUCGCCCUUGUAAUAGUGACGCUGCGAAUUAUCUUGUUACACAGGAAACGGAGAUUGUGGAUGCCUCAGGUACCGUAUGGGUUGCAAAGUUAGCGGCAAGAAAGGAAUAA
This is a messenger RNA of Trypanosoma cruzi, 1593 nucleotides long. RefSeq lists its product as uncharacterized. The coding region runs from base 1 to 1593 and encodes 530 amino acids. Lineage: Eukaryota; Euglenozoa; Kinetoplastea; Trypanosomatida; Trypanosomatidae. The transcript has a single exon. The record is from RefSeq and is a predicted model, not a curated record.